AUGCGUCCAUCAGUAACAAAAAGAAUUCCUUCUAAAGUGACAGAACUUCCAAAAGAAUUGCCAAGAGUUAGUAUUUUAUGCAUUUAACUUGAUUUUAAUAAUACAAUUUUUGAUACAUUUAAUAAAUAAUUAAUAAUCAUCUGUUACUUAUAAUUAGCAUAUAAGUUUCUUAAAGAGCCGAGUGGAUCUAGGUGGUGGUGACAUGGAUUGGUUAAGAGGAAAGAUUCUCUUAAAACCAGAAGAUCAAUUACAGUUAUCAGAAGCAGUAUGUGCACUUUUUCAUUAUUAAAACAUUAUAUAUUUCAACUAUCAAUUUUUUAAAAAGUUUGUAAUUCUCUGAAAAUAAAAUUUUUAGGAAUUGCAAGAAGAGAUUGCAAGAGUUCUGACUAUACAUAACACAAGAAUUCCAGAUUCUUUAGUGGAGUGGUCAUGGAAAUUAAAAAAUUUCAUACUAUUACCUCCUCCGCCACAUUUAAUAACUGUUCUAAGUAUACCUGGAUCAUUAUUGCACAAAGAUUCUGAAGAAGCUAAAAUACAAUUAGCAGGAGGACUUGUUGAAGUGGAAGAUCAUAAAGAACCAGAACAUGAACACGAACAUGAAGAUGAGGAAGAGAUAGAAAAAGUAAAACCAAAAAAAAUACCAAAUCAGUUUAAUUUUUGUGAAAGGGCUGCCUUAACAUAUACUAAUCCUAUGAGAGAAGACUUUGCUCAACAACAACGUGAAAAAGAAAAAGAAAGAAGACUUCCAAUUCUACAACUCAAAAAGGAAGAUGUGAAGAAAAAAGCUCAAAUAGAAUCUACAGCAUUAACAUAUAGAAUGUUACAAGCUGCAAAGACAUUGGAACGAAUGGUAAAUCAAAAUAUUUUUGAUGAAAUAGCUCAAGACUAUAGAUAUUGGGAUGAUCCAAGUGAUGAAUUUAAAGUUGGAGAAGGUUCAUUAUUACCUUUAUGGAAAUUUAAUUAUGAAAAAACCAAAAAACAUGAUGUUACAGAUUUAUGCUUCAAUAGUAGAUACUAUGAUUUAUUUGCAGUUUCAUAUGGAACAAUGUCGUUUAGUAGUUUGAUAACAAAUGGAACAGUAUGUUUAUUUAGUUUAAAAAAUCCAUCAUAUCCAGAAUGGAUCUGUCCAACAGAAUCUCCAGUAAUGUGUUUGGAUUUUAAUGAACGACAUCCACAUCUUUUAGUUAUUGGUACUAUGGAUGGUGCUGUUGCUGUUUAUAAUAUUAUGUUGCCACCAACAACUCCUCAAUAUAGAAGCAAUGAUGUUGUUCAAAAACAUGGAGGUAUUGUGUGGGAGAUACAUUGGGCACCAGACACAGAGGAAGGUAAUUUAGCAUUCUACAGCGUUAGCAUUGAUGGAAAAAUAAAUUAUUGGAUAUUAAGUGAAAAUGACCUUGCAUUAACAACUGUGAUAACCCUUUUUCUGGAUAGACCACCAAUACCUGGACCAGAUGGUACUAUGAUUACACUUAAAGCAUAUAGUAGUGUUUAUAUGAGAACUUAUAAUGAAGCACACAAUAUGCCAGUCUAUCGGAUAGUAUUUAAUAAAUUUAAUUCUAACAUAUUUGCAAGUUGUUCUGGUGAUUGGAGAAUAAAAAUAUGGGAAGAUGAUAGGAUGGAACCCCUUUUUAUGUUUGAUCUUGGUGUUCCUAUUGGAGAUGUUCAAUGGGCACCAUAUAGUUCAACAGUAUUAGCUUGUGUUUCAAACGAUGGAAAAGUUACAGUGUUUGAUUUAAAUAUAAAUAAAUACAGACCAAUAUGCAGCCAACAAAUUGUUAGUAGAAAAAAAUAUAAACUAACUAGACUUGCAUUUAACAAUAAAUUACCAUUUAUUAUAGUAGGUGAUGAUAAAGGUACAGUAAAUACAUUAAAAUUGUCACCAAACCUCAGAUUAAAAGUAAAGCCAACCAAAAAGCAACUUCAUUUGACACAUAGAGAAUUAGAAAUUAUGAAAUUAGAAAGAUUGUUAAGUUUUGUACGUGAACCAGCUAUUUUACCACCAUCAAAGGAUACAAGGAUAGAAACCUAA
Messenger RNA from Heterotrigona itama, 2029 nucleotides. The record is from the annotation of a GenBank genome assembly. NCBI's taxonomy places the organism in Eukaryota, Metazoa, Arthropoda, Insecta, Hymenoptera, Apidae.